AUGAACAGUCCACCUCCGUCGAUGCCAGACGACCAUGUCGCUGGUCGUCGAGCCCGUGAAGUGUAUCGCUAUUUUCGCCCUGAAAAACGACUCAGCGCGAUUCUUGAGAAGGAGACCAGCAGCAGUGAAGAUAACACCACUUCUGAUGGGCUCAGAUCCUCGACUUCCUCGUCAAACCAAGAGCAAUCACCCGCGACGCCUCCGUCUUCUGCUCCUUCGCAGACAGAACUCGUUUCACCACCGAACUCCAUACAGGCUAUGCCCGAGUCUCUGAUCCUUGGUAACACCAAUUCUACCCUCAACUCCUUUGCGCAGCUAGCUGCGUUGCGACUGGACGUGGACCGCGCUUUCAUCAGCUUUUCAGAUCGGGAUUCGCAAUUCAUUAUUGCCCAGUCUGCACAAACCACCGACAGCACUAACAAAUAUAAUGGACUCAGCGGAGGUAUCUACACGGGCUGCUCAACUCUUGAUAACAUAUGCCAAGACACCAUUGCGUUGCCAGCCUCUCACUGUGAAAAAGGUGACUAUGAAUUUAUCAUAUCCAACGACAUGGCACAGGACGACAGAUAUCAACACUUACCUCUUGUUCAGAAGAAGCCUGCUUUUCGAUUUUUCGCCGGAACGCCUCUAACAACCGACAGCGGUAUCAAUGUUGGCUGCUUCUUUGUGCUUGAUACGAAGCCUCACGUUGCGUUCUCUGAGAAGGACAAAAUUACGAUGGGUCAGAUGGGCAUACUAAUCAUGGACUUUUUGAAAGUCAGUCGUCAAGCCUCGGAAGGGAGGCACGCUUCUCGAUUAACACAAGGAAUGAAUCACUUCGUAGAGGGUCGAUCGAGCUUCCAAAUUGAUUUUGACACAAUCAAAUUACUCAAUCGAGAAUCAAGCACUUCAUCCGGGAGCAGAAGACGGUUACAUCGCCGCAAUACCGGCAGUGUUUCCUCUCGUUUCUCUCGAUCGAGUAGCGCUAGCGCUCAUUCUGCCAAUUCAGACUCCGAUGCAGAGGUUCCAUUCCUUGCUUCCAGCUACCAUUCGUCGCAUUCUGCCAGCUGGUCAGCGGAAGACAAGGCAAAUGACGAAAUGAACCCCGAAAAGGACACCACAUGGACUUUCCGGCGUGCGGCCAACCUCAUUCGUGAAAGUUUAGAGCUUGGUGAGAACAGUGGCGUCGCUUUCCUGGAGGCCGGCAACAAUUUCCUACCUCAUCGCACGAGCGACAGCGAAUCAUCCAGCUCACCUGAAAAUGAGACCAUAGCUUCCAUUCUCAGCAUAUCUACGGCUGAAACCCCAUACGGUACAGCUCAAGAGUCGUCUGUUCCAUAUCCCGUUGCGAACAUGAGCGAAGACUUCUUGCAUCGGCUUCUCCGGAGGCAUCGUCGAGGAAAGAUCUUUUCUCUUCAUCGUGACGGUCAGCUUUCAAGCUCUGACAGUGAAGACAAUUCAAAGAGCACCGAUCCAUUUGGGCGAAGAGAUUCUAUCAAACCAAAGAAUUACAAAGCUAUAAAAGCGAAAGACAAUAAGCUGCUCAACUUGUAUUUUCCAAGUGCCUCUCAGGUCAUGUUCGUGCCACUGUUGAGCGCUGCUUACUCCCAGUGGUAUGGUGGCUGUUUCUGCUGGAACAAUGUUGAAAGUAAUGUGUUUGACCCUUCGGUCGAGCUCAGCACCGUGGUGAGCUUCGGGUCGUCUAUCAUGGCUGAAUGCAGUCGAAUCGAGUCUCUAAUCUCUGACCGCCAAAAGGCCGACUUUUUGGGCAGUAUUUCGCACGAAUUGCGAAGUCCUCUCCAUGGAAUCAUGGCGGCGACAGAAAUAUUGCAAACGACUACACUCAACCAAUACCAAGGGUCACUCAUGGAAACUGUGACUGCCUGUGGGCGAACCUUGCUUGAUACUAUGAAUCAGGUUCUGGACUACAGCAAAGUACUGUCGUUGCGAAAGCGCCUGCGAAACACCGAAAAGGGUCGGGUCUCAUCGUCCGAGCUCAAAAAGCUACAUCGGUCGGCUGCACAUCUGGACACCUACAUCCCCACAGACAUCUCCGUUCUGGCGGAGGAAGUCAUAGAUGGAGUUUGUGUGGGUCAUUUCCACAGCCGCAAACCUGCGUCGGCGCGGUCUCUACAGUCUAGCGAUGAGACCAACGAUGCGUCUUCAGAAACAAGCCUUUCGCAGUCCAAUAUCGACGUGAAAAUCGACAUCGCGCCGAACAAUUGGAUCUAUCAAGUGCCACCCGGAGCAAUCCGACGCAUCAUCAUGAACAUUUUCAGCAAUGCAAUGAAAUACACCGAAGCAGGUUCCGUAUCCUUGAAGUUGGACAUUGAGCCUUCUCGAAAUGUUACCCAAGAGGACACGAUCACCUUGACUGUGGCAGACACAGGCAAAGGCAUCUCGGAGGAGUUUAUACGCUCCAAGUUAUUCGUGCCUUUUGCUCAGGAGGAUUCACUAGCUACCGGUUCUGGUCUCGGCCUUUCGAUUGUGCGCAGUCUGCUCAAACCAUUUGGAGGAACUUUCAAUAUCCAGAGCCAAGUCGGCCAUGGUACCACAGUGAAGGUGAUGAUACCGCUUGUCCACUCGGACCAAGAAAUUGAGACUUUGGAAUUCAGAUCUCGCUCUACACAAGACAUUACCGACCCCUCUACUGAUCUACGUCUUUUGCGUCAGUCUCACGCUGGGAAAUCAGUAGCCAUCAUCGACAACAAUCUUCAAGAUUUGUCCAGCUCGCCCUCGUCGGCGUCUCUCGGGCGUUAUCUGACGGCGUGGUACAGGCUCAAGAUAGUGUCACCUUCUUCGGACACUGCUAUCGAUAUUUUGCUCUUUGAUGGUGCCUCAGUGGCAAAUGGCAAAGUUAACGAAGCGCUUUCUGAUUGUGAGUCUGCUCUUCUCCUCUUGAGCAACGAUUAUUUGGCCCGUGACUCACUCCACUCAGUAUCAUCAUGCGGUGCCCGACAUGUGGAUGUCAUUCCACGUCCAUAUAGUCCUCAUAAACUCGCGCGCUUUAUUCAAAGAUGUCUAGACCACAGACCCAACAAACCGGCACUGAAAAGUUUCUCAUUCCCCAAGCCAUCAGCCGAAUCGACCGAAGACGAAGGCCCAGGGCCUUCCUGCGCAAAUUCAAGCGACCAAGCGGAGGCUGCCGUUCAAGAGACUGAAAAACUUUCUAUGGUCAUCCCACAUAGAUCAAAGGACACGUCAAGAGAAGCCUCUGAGGAAGCCUCUGAGGAACGCGAGUCAACAAGUGAUCAACGGGCCGCCAGAAUUCUGGUCGUCGAGGACAAUAAGAUCAAUCUAAACUUGAUGCUCACAUACUUGAAAAAGCGCGAGCUCGCCAGUCUAGACUCGGCGGAGAACGGCAGUGAAGCUCUUGAUGCCGUGAAGGGUGCUGAGGACGGCUACGACAUAAUUUUCAUGGACAUCUCAAUGCCUGUCAUGAACGGCUUCGAAGCUACCAGAGCGAUUCGCUCCUUUGAAAGGGGGCGCAGCAAGAGCAACAAGCCUUGCAAAAUCAUUGCCUUGACAGGGCUGAGCAGUACUCUCGACGAAGCGGAGGCCCUCAAUUCAGGCAUGGACUUGUUCCUGACAAAGCCUGUUGCUUUCAAAGAAGUCAAGAAGAUCCUAGAACGCUGGAACGAGACGAAACUUGGAGGUGAAGGAGGCUUGAAACCUCUUGGUGACUCUGCAUAA
Molecule: messenger RNA, 3672 nt
Organism: Penicillium manginii
Lineage: Eukaryota; Fungi; Ascomycota; Eurotiomycetes; Eurotiales; Aspergillaceae
Exons: 4
Coding region: 1-3672 (1223 amino acids)
Biological process (GO): protein autophosphorylation; phosphorelay signal transduction system
Molecular function (GO): histidine phosphotransfer kinase activity; phosphorelay sensor kinase activity
Source: RefSeq, a predicted model, not a curated record